UCAUUGACGACGAACGCUUUAUGGUGGCGGACCAAGAUGGCCGCGCUACGGACGGUAACAAGCUACCUCCGUCUCCUCAGGAGUUCUGCUCGUUUCCUGGUCAAUAACAACAGAAAACCGGGGAAAUGGACAAAUAUUCUUUACAGCAGUAUAGCGUCUUUGACCGUAGGCGGUGGUCUAUGUGCCAUACCUUUCAAACAGGUUGACAAUCUCUCUCAUGAUUCUCUGGUCAAACGAGCAGCAUCGCUGGUUACAGACAGCUCAAGCACUUUUCUCUCUCAGGCCACUCUGGCUCUUAUAGAUACCUUCACAGAAUACUCAAAAGCUGUGCACACACUCAUAGCUCUUCAAAGGCGGUAUUUGGACUCUUUAGGGAAACUGACACCUGCAGAGGAGGACACAAUCUGGCAGGUGAUCAUUGGCCAGCGUGCACAGAUUAGUGAAAGACAAGAUGAAUGCAAGCGUUUCGAGUUAACCUGGAUCACAGCAGUCAGGCUGUGUGAAACUGCAGCGGAGGCGGCGUACACCUCAGGAGCCGAGCACGCAUCCAUCACUAUGAGGACUAACAUUCAGGUGGCUGAGACGCAGGUGGAAGAGGCUCGUAAACUGUCAGCAGAUGCAGAUAAGAAGCUGGCUGAGACUAAAGUAAUGGAGGUUGAAAGGAUGGCACAGUACGCUGCAUCCUUAGAGAAUACCAACGAAGAGGAAGAGAUACCUGAGGCUUAUCUGAGGGAAGACUGACACAAAUAUGUGGCAUACAAAAAGUCUCAUUUUUUGAGUCAGUAACAUGUUCAAUUCUGUGAUUUGCUGUCUUAUUUGUCUCUUAUAUGUGCACUUAAACUGCAAUGCUAAAAAAAUGAAUCACCAACUUUGGGACAGUGUCUCUGUUAAGGAUCUUGUGAUUUUUAAGUGUUUAGUCAUUUGUGACUAUUUCUCUGAGUAUUUGAAAUGGCUUCUGGUGGGUAGCGUAUUAUGCUUUCACUUCAGUCUUUUUUAUUUUGUUACUUGUGUAGCACAUUUUUUUGUCAGAAAUCUUGUAAUAAAGAUAAACUCAUAAAAAAUGUA
This is a messenger RNA of Cheilinus undulatus (humphead wrasse), 1065 nucleotides long. Its product is annotated as diablo homolog, mitochondrial-like. Lineage: Eukaryota; Metazoa; Chordata; Actinopteri; Labriformes; Labridae. Gene Ontology annotation, cellular component: mitochondrion. The transcript has 6 exons. Gene Ontology annotation, biological process: neuron apoptotic process; intrinsic apoptotic signaling pathway in response to oxidative stress. Bases 37 to 741 code for a protein of 234 amino acids. The record is from RefSeq and is a predicted model, not a curated record.